Acaulospora morrowiae is the source of this 846-nucleotide messenger RNA. The record is from the annotation of a GenBank genome assembly. NCBI's taxonomy places the organism in Eukaryota, Fungi, Glomeromycota, Glomeromycetes, Diversisporales, Acaulosporaceae.
AUGUAUCGCCAGAAUGGGGAAAAGGAUCCCGAGUUCAUCCUCGAUACGAAAACAGUCUACGGGGCAGACAGUAGUCUUAUUGGGUCAGAACAUUUACGACACGAAAACGGUUUAAAAGAAUAUUGGGAUGGAGUAGAACAGGAAUGUAAAAGGCGGGAUAUAACGAACCAUAAAGCUGAAAUAGAGCGAGUUCUUCGAAAUCUUUCUGAGCUUAAUGAGCAAUUACAGAUAAAAGAGGCUGAUUUCUCGAACCAUAGCAAUGUGGGAGAUUUUGUCGAAGGUUUCGGAGAGGAUUUAGGUGGAAACUCGGAUGGAGGGCCUGUGUGUGGCGAUAAUAAUUCUUCAUCUGAUUUCGGCUCGAAUUAUAAUUAUGUGGGGAAUUUCGCCGAAGAUUUUGGAGACGAUUUAGGUGGAGAUUCGGAUAGAGGGUCUGUGGAUGAGAAUACAUCUGAUACUCUUUCAGGAAUAGUAGGGACACAGAACUCUCAGCGAAAAAUUAAUAGAAAAAGGAGAGACGCACAAAGAAAUGUUAAUUAUAAUGUUGGACCUUCAUCGAAAAGGCGUCGUAAAAACAAGCCCACUCCAUCGCCAUCACCUUCUCCGCAACCUCCAUCAUCACCACAAUUACCUCCACAAUCACCAAUAUCAUUAUUACUAUCAUCACCGCAAAUUUCUCUACCUCCUUUACCGAUACCUCCACAUAGAGAUAGGAUUUGUAAUCUAAUCGUUGGUUUGUUAAAGGAUGAGGUGAUGGUAGAUAGUGCACCUGGUGUGAAAAGACGGUGGGUAGAAGAGAUCGAGAAAAAUAUAAACAUCAUGUAUCACGGCCUAGUCCCGAAACUAUAA